AUGAAUAUCUUCCGAUUACUAGCCGAUUUCUCCCAUCUGGCGUCCAUUUUGAUUCUUCUCCAGAAGAUGAAGUCGUCCAGUAGCUGUUCUGGAUUGUCCUUCAAAUCGCAAGUGUUGUAUCUGCUGGUGUUCAUCACGCGCUACCUUGACCUCUUCUGGACCUUUACCGAUUCCCUCUACCUGACGACCUUCAAGCUACUCUUCAUCGGCUCCUCGGGAUACAUUAUCUAUUUGAUGCUCAAUGAUUACAAACCCACCCACGAUCGCAAUCUGGAUACCUUCAAGGUCCAAUAUCUGCUUGGAAUCAGUGUGAUUCUGGCCUUGCUAUUCCCUCGUGACUAUCGCAUCUCCGAGAUUCUCUGGACUUUCUCCAUCUGGUUGGAAUCGGUCGCCAUUCUGCCCCAGCUGUUCAUGCUGCAACGGACCGGAGAAGCGGACACCAUCACCACCCACUAUCUCUUCGCCCUCGGCAUGUACCGCGCUCUGUAUAUUCCCAACUGGGUCUACCGCUACUUCACCGAGUCAAGCUUUCAACGAUCCUUCCAGCCGGUCCCGAUCAUCGCCGGCAUCAUUCAGACCCUGCUGUACUCGGACUUUUUCUAUAUUUAUUACAACAAGGUUCUGAAGGGCAAGAAGUUCUCUCUCCCGGUCUAG
This is a messenger RNA of Penicillium oxalicum, 654 nucleotides long. RefSeq names its product ER lumen protein-retaining receptor. Gene Ontology annotation, biological process: endoplasmic reticulum to Golgi vesicle-mediated transport; protein retention in ER lumen. The coding region runs from base 1 to 654 and encodes 217 amino acids. The transcript is spliced from 6 exons. Gene Ontology annotation, cellular component: cis-Golgi network; membrane; endoplasmic reticulum. Gene Ontology annotation, molecular function: ER lumen protein retrieval receptor activity. The record is from RefSeq and is a predicted model, not a curated record. NCBI's taxonomy places the organism in Eukaryota, Fungi, Ascomycota, Eurotiomycetes, Eurotiales, Aspergillaceae.